UGACAUUGUUUUUCUUAAAAGUUUUUUAUCUUAAAUUUUAAAUUUAAGGAUAACUUCUCCUAUAAAGUCAACGGUAGCUAUCCUAUUUUAAUCUCAUAUUUUACACCCAACUGUUUAUAAAAUGAUAGUAAUUCUCUUUACAAUAAUACAUAUGGGGUUAGUUUGAAUAAGAUGUUUGUGUAUGUUAAUUUCUAGACCACUUUGUGAAAAGUUUUUUUCCAAUUUAAUUUUUCAUGGACCUUUAACAAAGGAACUGAAUUUAUUAAUAUUUUCCGGACAAAUCUGAAAAAAAUAAACUUUUUACUUUUAAAGGAAUUUCAAGUUGGAAUAGGAAUUGAAACAGCUCGAUAUUCGGGCAUGCGCUUUGACGCACAGAUCAAGCGUAAAUGCGUGAGUUAGAAGAGGACUGAAGCGGGGAUGACAGCGCGCGUGCAGGUUGGAGCAGCAGAAGCGCUAGUUCGCAGUUAUUUGCUUUCCUAGAUAAUCCAUGACUUCUUAGAAACUGGAAUGAGAUGGUUCCUGCAUCUGAAAAGCUUUAAAGCAUCAGUUAUUGUGUAAUAAUUAUAUAUACAUACAAAACAAAACAAAAAAAAAACCUCCAAGCAGCAAUGAGCGCGUCUUUAGGGACCGGAGUAUUUGUUUUGUCCUUAACAUCCAUUCCUAUUUGCUAUUUAUUCAACUCUCUUCUUUCAAACAGCAGUGCUGAAGCUUUCUUCUUUGCUGGGUGCACAUCAGUCCCCUCCCUGUUGAUUUCAGCCCGUUUCAUGCUAAAGAAGAAGGCACCAGAGGACCCUCUAUUCUACUUGUAUGCAGUGUACGCCUUCCUCAGCGUGGUGAAUCUGAUCAUUGCAUUGGAGCAAGACAACAUCAUUGAUGGAUUUGUAACUUUUUACCUCAAAGAGGCAGACCCACAUAUUAACACAGCACACGGUCACGUGGUCUCCUAUUGGGAUGGCUCAGCUCAUUAUCUCAUGUAUCUGCUCAUGAUUGCUGCUAUAACUUGGGGGGAUAGUUACAGAGUAAUUGGACUGUACUGGGUUGGCUCUUUUCUCAUGCAGACCAUAGUCUACAUUCUUGGAAAUGCUGUGGGUAAAUAUGGGACCCAAGUUGGGUUUUUCUUCAUUCCCCAAAUUCUUUAUAUCUUUGUGUCAGUGUGGGCUUGCUUCCGCGUCUUCAGUCAACCCUCCGCACGAGAUACUCAGUCGACAGAUAUUCUAAAUACUGUGAGGAAAAACUUGCUACACAGACCCCUGGAUUUGGUGUUUAUCAUCUGCCUUCUUCUUGCGUUUAUGUUCUGUGUCUUCAGAGGCCUGAUUGCUCUUGACUGGUCUUGCAAAUGGUGUCACGACUACACACAACAGUAUGAACCUUACCUUAAAGAUCCCUCUGCCUAUCCCAAAGUUCAGAUGCUGGUGAGCAUGCUGUAUUCUGGACCAUACUAUAUAAUAGCUUUAUAUGGGCUGUUAGUCCCUGGAUGUGAGUGGAUGCCAGACCUGUCUCUUGUACACUCAGGAGCACUGGCACAGGCCCAGUUUUCUUACAUUGGUGCAUCUCUUCACACUCGGACUCCGUUCUCAUACAGAGUGCCUGUUAGCAGCCAGCUUGUUUUCCUGCUGGUCAAUUUAUUGUACACUCUGGUGCCUCAAGCUCUUUGCUACCGGUGUUGCACCCAGCCAGAGUUCUUCCUCAGGCCGACAGCAGAAAAGAAAGAAGAUUAAAUAGAAAAACAGGGGGGCUAAUAAUAUCAAAGAUGCCUUACAAAAGUUUGGCUCAACUGUGUAAGAGGGGCUGGAAAAAAUAAAAAUAAAAUUGUUUUUAUGCUUCCCAUAUUGGGUCUUUAGGAAGUAAAUAAGCUAAAACACAUUUGUUUAGGCUUUUUUUUGUUUGAAUUGUAAUUUUUUGCUUUGUCUUUCUGAUACAUAAAGAUAAAAUCGUAUCUGUGUCAA
This is a messenger RNA of Oryzias latipes (Japanese medaka), 1946 nucleotides long. The record is from RefSeq and is a predicted model, not a curated record. NCBI's taxonomy places the organism in Eukaryota, Metazoa, Chordata, Actinopteri, Beloniformes, Adrianichthyidae.